AUGGAGCCAGCAGCAGCCAGGGUGGAGGGCGGCUUCCUGCCCGAGCCAGCUCCCUCACGGCCGCCCGCCGCGAGCGGCAGCUGGCCCGCGGCGCCGCCGCAGCGGCCCGCGCCGCCGCCGCCGCCGCCUCGCCGCCCCGCCUCGGGCUGGGCCCCGCCUCUGGAUCCCGACCGCCUCGACGAGCUCCCAGACGCGGCCGCCGAUGCGCCGCAGACGGCCGGCUGCAGCCGCUGCACCAGCCUCAGCCUCAACGCGGAGUGGCACCGCGCGUUUGGCGUGAGCACUGCCAAGCAGCGGUACAGCCUGAGCGACGGCGACCUGGCCAAGCUGGGCAGCCUGCGCAAGGCCAACCCGCACAAGAAGGACUGGCAGCCCAUGCACCUGUACCUCGAGUCGCAGGUGGCGGCGGCGGCGCACGCCAAACACGGCGGCGCCGAGGGCUUGCAGCAGUUCCAGCAGGGCCGGCUGGACGCACGCAUGCAGUCCAAGCUCAAGCGGCGUCAGGAGGAGAAGCGGCGGGAGCAGCAGGAGGAGGCGCGGCUGAGGCGCAUCCGGCAGCGCAUUGACGGCCAGGGCAGGGGCCAGGAUGCGGAGGCCGCGCUGAGCGACAACGAGGUGGAGGAGAUCUGA
This is a messenger RNA of Chlorella variabilis, 630 nucleotides long. RefSeq lists its product as hypothetical. Gene Ontology annotation, cellular component: nucleotide-excision repair factor 1 complex. Gene Ontology annotation, biological process: nucleotide-excision repair involved in interstrand cross-link repair; nucleotide-excision repair, DNA damage recognition; base-excision repair. Gene Ontology annotation, molecular function: damaged DNA binding. The record is from RefSeq and is a predicted model, not a curated record. The coding region runs from base 1 to 630 and encodes 209 amino acids. NCBI's taxonomy places the organism in Eukaryota, Viridiplantae, Chlorophyta, Trebouxiophyceae, Chlorellales, Chlorellaceae. The transcript has 5 exons.